CGUCACGCCCGCCAGCUCCCCCCCCCUCUAACACUCACACUCGGCUUGCGCUCGUUUUCUUCAUUAGUGUAAGUGUAGGCAGACGCAGACACAACGGGAGUCAGAGCACCAAGAACAACAAAUAGCUAAGUUUGCCGUUGAGUGUGCCUUUACCACAUUACCCUACAGUCACCAUGCUCACCCGUCAGACAGCGAUUAUUUUCCUCAUCCUCGUGGCCGUCAUCGCCAUCUACAGUGUCUCCAGGUAUUCACUUGAUGAGAAGUUUGCUUCCGUGCUCGUGGCGAGAUGCAUCGACACCAGCAGCAGCAGGAGCGCCUCGCCCCCGGCCCCCGGAGCAUCAAGGGACGGUGCCUUCUACCGGGAGGAAGACAUCGCCACGUGGAACGAGGACUGGGGGGAGAAGAAGUGUGCGCUGCGGGAGAUGACCAACCUCAGCCAGCUUUUCGACUACAUCCAAACGCCGCUGGUCCGCUGCGACACACAGCUGAUGCUGGGAGGCCGUUUGCUAGGCAAGAGUCGCUACACCGACGGUGAGAAAUGGGUUUGUGUGGACAAGAAAUUCAAAGUGAUUCCCUUGAAAUGUCUGGUCUUUUCCUUCGGCAUUGGGGGAGACUGGUCAUUCGAGGACGAAGUCGAUAGGAAGCUGGGCUGCACGGUGUUUGCCUUCGACCCCACCAUCAAAAAGGAGAAUCACAACCGCACCGCCAGAAUCAGCUUCUUCAACCUGGGCAUCGACGGCGUCACCAACACCGACCCGCAGGCCAAGAAGAAGGUGGACCGCUACGCCAACAUCCUCGCGGGGCUCGGCCACCUCAACAGCAUCAUUGACAUCCUCAAGAUUGAUGUGGAGGGAUCCGAAGUCGCUUUCUUUGGGGAUGUUUUUGGGAAGACUCCCAACCUGCUGAAGAACGUCAAGAUGAUAGCGAUGGAGAUUCACAUGGACUCCAAUCUUAGAGAGCUUAGACGAAGUUACAAAGUCUUCUGGGAAUACUUUCAACUUCUGGACUGUUUCGGCUUCAAGAUUUCGCACAGCGCCGUCAAUCCGUUCUGUGGUCACAAAGUAGUGGACGGGCAGCACCGCUCCAACUGCUACGAGAUAGUGUGGGUCCAGGACCGAGAAUGGUAAAACCAAAGUCUAAUUAUAACAAGUCUGGCCACUUCCCUCGAAAAUCUCGUCGGAUUCACGCAAUGACGUCACGCUGCCUUCAAAGACUGGGUCCGUUAAGGGGCUCUCACACAUUCCCGGUCCCGGUCGCGACCGUCCCCGAUGACUCCCGAUAAGCCGGUCGCCGGUCGACCGGCUGUAAGAUCGGGGAUUGUCGGCGGCAGACCGCCGGUCGACCGCCGGUCGACCCUGAGGACCGUAGACGCAGCCGACCACCGCCGGUCAACUUUAAAAUUUUCAAAGAUAUCGGCGAUGCGCCCGGUCGACCGGCGGUGUGGAAAAAUGUCGCCGGUCGACCGGCGGUCAGCCGCCGACACCCACGGCAGACCAGCGGCAGACCGGCGAGUGAACACCUGUGUCUGACCUGGGGAUUAGCGAGGGAGGAAGGAGGAAAACGAAGAGGAACAGGCAGGAGCGAGGGAUGAAGAGAGAGAGGGAGAUGCGAUAAAGGAGGAAGAGGAAUGGGCGAAAGAGAGAAAAUAUAUAUAUAUAUAUAUAUAUAUAUAUAUAUAUAUAUAUAUAUAUAUAUAUAUAUAUAUAUAUAUAUAUAGAUAUAGAUAUAGAUAGAUAGAUAGAUAGAUAGAUAGAUAGAUAGAUAUAGAUAUAGAUAUAUAUAGAUAGAUAGAUAGAUAGAUAGAUAGAUAGAUAGAGAUAUUGAGAAAUAGAUAGAUAGAUAGAUAGAUAGAUAGAUAUAGAUAGAUAGAAAGAGAGAGAGAGAGAGAGAGAGAGAGAGAGAGAGAGAGAGAGAGAGAGAGAGAGAGAGAGAGAGAGAGAGAGAGAGAGAGAGAGAGAGAGAGAGAGAGAGAGAGGAAUGGAAGGAGGAACAGGUGGGAGGGAGUGAGGAAGAGAGAGGGAGUGAGGAAGAGAGAGGGAGGGAUGGAGGAGAGUGAGGAAGGAAGGGAGAGAGGGUGGAAAGAGAUGAAAAGAAAGGAGGAAGAGGAAUGGGUGAAAGGAGAGAGAGAGAGAGAGAGAGAGAGAGAGAGAGAGAGAGAGAGAGAGAGAGAGAGAGAGAGAGAGAGAGAGAGAGAGAGAGAGAGAGAGAGAGAGAGAG
Eriocheir sinensis (Chinese mitten crab) is the source of this 2217-nucleotide messenger RNA. RefSeq lists its product as uncharacterized. Bases 174 to 1127 code for a protein of 317 amino acids. The transcript has 8 exons. The record is from RefSeq and is a predicted model, not a curated record. Lineage: Eukaryota; Metazoa; Arthropoda; Malacostraca; Decapoda; Varunidae.